CUUUAAUAGUGAGAGAACGUGCCAAUGACGCCGUCUCUGAGGCCUCAUGUGUCGCAGGAGAACCCGUUGCAGUGGGUCAUGCCGGUGGCACUAUGGAGCUUUGGGCUGCUCCUCAGUUUCUUCACGGUUUGUUCUUCUUUAGAUAAGGACUGUAUUGUCGGUAUUGUCAGCCAUGCUGUGUUGCUGCCCUGUUAUCACCAUAAUGAACUCUUAAGUUUUCAUAAUUUAUCUGUGGAGUGGAGGAGGGGUAAUGAACUGGUUUUAAAAGCUAAAUGGGAGGAGGAUGGAGAUGUGGUCAUUUGGAGUCUUAACCAUGCCACAAUCCCACGGAAUGCUCCUCUCACCGGAAACUUCUCUCUUGAGCUCCCAAAACUCAGUGCAAAAGAAGACCAAAUGGUUUACAGUCUGUUUGUGACCUCAGUGGAGAAUGGCAGUGCCCCGCUCUGCUCCAUGUGUCUCCGUACGGCAGCUCGGUUCAGCUCCCCCCUCCUCCAAAGAGAUGAAACAACAGGCAAUAACAGGACAGUGUUCCUCUGCCACUCAAGUGGAGGUUUCCCAAAACCCACAGUGUACUGGCUCAUAAAUGACACAGAGCAGCCCCCAGAGGACUCAGUUUGGACAGACACCACACCCCUCCCAGACUCAAGCCUGUACAACGUGACCAGCCUCCUUACCGUCAACAUCUCCACAGACGACAGCGUGUCCUGCUCCAUUCAGAACCAGUGGAUGAACGAGACGCUCACCUCAAAAAGCAGGGAGUUUGUUUCAUUUACUGGUUUGUUUAUUAGGUCUGGCAAGAGGGUUAUAUGUUUUUAUCGUUUUCGUGCCAAAUAUCCUCAAUGCUUGUACAGUUCUUGUGUUGUUGACUGUUGCUUAUCUAUAGGUGGCACAAGAGACAACACAAUCCGGAGCCGAGCGUCUGAGGGCAUGUGGAUGUUCAGUACAGGGUUGUGUGUAGCAGUGGGGAUCAUGGUGGUGGUGGGCAUAGCCUAUCAGAUCCACCUGGAUCGCAUCAGUAAGAAGAGGAAGGUUCUCUAUGAAUCUACAAAAGCUCAAAGGGGAUACAAAAAGCACCAGUUCUUAGAAGAAACACAGGAAGAAGCACUAAUGUCAAAGGAGACCUGUGUCUGACAAUAAAGACUAUCAAAU
Molecule: messenger RNA, 1149 nt
Organism: Periophthalmus magnuspinnatus
Lineage: Eukaryota; Metazoa; Chordata; Actinopteri; Gobiiformes; Gobiidae
Product: T-lymphocyte activation antigen CD80-like
Exons: 6
Coding region: 25-1131 (368 amino acids)
Source: RefSeq, a predicted model, not a curated record